This is a messenger RNA of Haliaeetus leucocephalus (bald eagle), 2063 nucleotides long. It is a transcript of the gene ATXN7L2, whose product is annotated as ataxin 7-like 2. The record is from RefSeq and is a predicted model, not a curated record. The transcript is spliced from 11 exons. NCBI's taxonomy places the organism in Eukaryota, Metazoa, Chordata, Aves, Accipitriformes, Accipitridae. Bases 114 to 2063 code for a protein of 649 amino acids.
GGGAAGCCGGGACUGUCCUCGUGCCGGCCACUGCUGAUGAGGUUUUGUCUCUGGCAGGAUCAGGGUCGGACCUGGAGGAGAGUGGGAAGAGCAGCGGCAAGAAACUGGACGCCAUGACCCUGAUUAAGGAAGACAUGAACAUCUUUGGCCACUGCCCGGCGCAUGACGAAUUUUACCUGGUGGUUUGCAACCACUGCAGCCAGGUGGUGAAGCCCCAGGCCUUCCAGAAGCACUGCGAACGCCGCCACGGCCCCCUCAGCAAGCUGUAUGCCCGCGCCGCCGCCGCCAAGUGCCACGUCGCCGUCAACGGGCAGCUGGCAGCCGGCGGGACCCCCGGUGCGGCCAAGGUGCUGCGGGAGAAGCCCCCAGGUGCUCGUGGGCGAGUCCAGCCCCUGCCCGAGCGGCCGGACAAGGACAACAACCUCUGCUUGUUCGUGCCCGUGGUCAAUCUGGAGAAGAUCCCCAGCAUCCCCAAACCGGAUGGGCACGGGAUCAAGGUGCCCCCCAAAGCCGUACCCACCAACUCCAAGGAACCCCUGGGGAAACCCGCCACCGCCGCGGUGCCGAAAGAGCCCCCGGUGUCGGCCGGGGUCGGGGGGGAUUCGGUGAUGCCUGCCGACGGCCCCGGGUGCAAACCGGAGAGCGCGCCCGCCCCGGGGGAGAAGGAUGCGGGCGCCUCCAAGCCGCCCCCCAGGUCCCACAAGAAGCUGGCGCGCAAGGAGUGCGACCUGAACAGGCAGUGCGGCGUUCUCAACCCCGACACCAAGAAGAUCUGCACCCGCUUGCUGACCUGCAAGAUCCACUCAGUUCACCAACGCCGCGAGGUGCAGGGUCGGGCCAAGGACUUUGACGUGCUGGUGGCCGAGCUGAAGGCCAGCUCCCGCAAGGGCGAGUCCCCGAAGGAGAGGAGCCCCCCCGGGAAGGAACCGCUGCCCCCCUCCCAGCAGGACCCCUCCUCGCUGCCACAGCUCCCCGCCGGCCCCCCCAGCACCUCUCCCUGCCGAGCCAAGCCACCCCACUCCCACUGCCCGCUCCCCAGGGCCCGGCUUUCCUCCGACAGCGACCCCGAGGACACGCCGGCUGCCUCCGGGGAAGGGGGCACGGGGGUGUUCCCUUUCCCCCUGCCCAAGGCGGGCAGCCGGGUGUCGAGCGAGGAGAGCGAGGAAGAGGGGGGCGAGGAGCCCCCCCGCCCCCCCACGCGCCCCCCACGACCCCAGGCGUUCUGCACCUUUGGGAGCCGCCUGGUCAGCCCGGGCUGUUACGUCUUCAACCGGCGGCUCGACCGCUUCUGCUCGGCGCUGGGCUCCAUGCUGGAGCGGCACCUCAGCUCCCACAUGUGGAGGAAGAUCCCUCCGGGCCGGGUCCCUGCCAGCCUCAACUACACGGUGGGGUCCCCCCACGCGGCGGCCGCCUGCAGCCAGCCGGAGUGCGGGGGGGGCGGCAGUCAGUCCAUCACCUCCCCGCUGCCGGCCAACAUCCCCUCACCCUCCUUCAGCAAGUUGCCUUCCACCAAGGCCAGCAAAUCUUCCCGAGCCCGGGAAGCAGUCGGCGGGACGGAUCCGGAUACCCGCAAACGGAAGCCCCCUCUGGCCGCCGGUGGCCCCCCCUAUAAACGGACCUGUUUGGGGGACGGGGUCAAAAGCAAAAACACCGGCUGCCAGGUUUCGGCCCCCCCCGGCAAGACGAAACCCACCCCUCCGGGUUGCCCGGCUUCUUCCUCCACCGCUGUCCUCAAUGGUGCAACGCGGGUGAAACGGCUCGCCCCCCCGGACUGCCGCGGCCCCCCCAGUGCCGCUGCCGUGGACCCCCGAAGCUCGCCACUGCAUGGACCGGGGUUGCCACUGCCCCCCCGUUGUAUCUCCGAGGACGAGGUCAAGAAGCGCAAGAACGCGGCCACGUACUGCCGGCCUGUCAAACCCAAGCCUGCGCCCCCCCUGCCCGGCCCACUGCCACCCCCAGGCUCGGCCCCCCCCGACUCGGGCGGCUCUGUCCGCAGGAAGAAGCCGGGGACCCCCCUGGGCUUCGAGGAGAAGCGGAGCGCCCUGAAGUCUAAAGCCCAUUAA